Messenger RNA from Adineta steineri, 288 nucleotides. The record is from the annotation of a GenBank genome assembly. Lineage: Eukaryota; Metazoa; Rotifera; Eurotatoria; Adinetida; Adinetidae.
AUGGGUUGUACAAAUUCAACAAAAAACAAAGAAACGGAAGUUGCCGGACAUAAACUUAAUGGAAGUGGAUUUAAAAAUUUAUGUCAUGCAUCAUCUGAAUUUGAAGUAUCGGAUUCAGAAAACGAAGAUGAAAUUCUUUCAACAAAGACAAUCAAUAAUAAUAAUAAACCAAGUUUGACAAAGAAAGUUGAUGAACUUUCUAGUGGAUUGCCUACAACUACCAAUAAUUCAGCAACAGCAAUGAGUAGUGCUUUACUAGACAAUCGUCUUCAACAAACAUGUGUUUAA